This is a messenger RNA of Glycine soja, 1726 nucleotides long. Its product is annotated as plant cysteine oxidase 2-like. Lineage: Eukaryota; Viridiplantae; Streptophyta; Magnoliopsida; Fabales; Fabaceae. Bases 431 to 1276 code for a protein of 281 amino acids. The record is from RefSeq and is a predicted model, not a curated record. Gene Ontology annotation, molecular function: oxidoreductase activity, acting on single donors with incorporation of molecular oxygen, incorporation of two atoms of oxygen. The transcript has 5 exons.
UCUUUUAUAUCAAUAUCAAUCCACAAUCCUUACCCACCUCUGCUUCACCCUCACAAUUUUCCCAUCAAAUUUUUUGUAAAAUUUCCAAAUCUAUUAUUAGUACUAUCAUCUACUACACCUUUUACCCCAAUCAAAACCAACACAACGCCACAAAAAAAAAACAGUACAAAGAAAAAAAAACACUCUCACAUACACUGUACCCCUGUACCACAUCAUUAUUGUUUAGUAUUUUCUUUUUACCUUAUCACUAUACCCGCUUCCCCUGUUUCCUCUGUUCUAGUUCCUCUGGCUAUUGGGUGCCCUUGUUUUGCAUUUUUGAGAGGCUUUUCGGGGUGCCCAUUUGCUGAAUUUGAGUCUGAGAGGUUGUUUUGGCAUUGCAUUAUAGAGUUGUUGAGGGAAGUUGAGGAAUUUAUUGGUGGGGUGGGUUUGAAUGGGGAUUGAGAGGACCUUGGCUGAUAGAAAAGGAAGAGACUUUUGUGAAUUGCCAAGAGAAACCAUUGCCAGCAGCAACUCAAGGAGGAACCGGCGGCGGCAGAGGAAGAAGCCGCCGGUUCAGAAGCUUUUCGAGACUUGCAAGGUUGUCUUUGCCUCUGCAGGGACAGGCUUUGUCCCUCCCCAUGAGGACAUUGACGAGUUGCAGUCUGUUCUAGAUGGAAUAAAGCCAGAAGAUGUUGGUUUGAGACCAGAUAUGCCGUAUUUCAGGACAAGUGCCACUCAGAGAGUGCCAAGAAUCACGUACCUGCACAUAUAUGAGUGUGAAAAGUUCUCGAUGGGGAUAUUUUGUUUGCCACCUUCUGGGGUCAUUCCUCUUCACAAUCACCCUGGAAUGACGGUUUUCAGUAAGCUACUUUUUGGCACUAUGCACAUCAAGUCAUAUGAUUGGGUCGUUGACUUGCCUCCUGAAUCUCCUACAACUAUCAAACCAUCAGAAAAUCAAGGUCCUGAGAUGAGGUUGGCCAAAGUUAAGGUUGAUGCUGAUUUCACUGCUCCCUGCAACCCCUCCAUCCUUUAUCCAGAAGAUGGGGGCAACUUGCACUGUUUCACAGCAGUGACAGCAUGUGCAGUUCUAGAUGUGCUUGGUCCUCCAUAUUCUGAUGCUGAAGGCAGACACUGCACAUACUACCACAAUUUCCCCUUUUCCAACUUUUCAGCGGAUGGAUUAUCCAUACCAGAAGAGGAAAAAAAUGCUUAUGAAUGGCUACAAGAGAGGGAGGAACUUGAAGACUUAGAAGUUAAUGGAAAAAUGUACAACGGUCCCAAGAUUGUUGAGAGCUAAUAAUCUUAUCCUCUUAAGUACACCAUCUUUCAGUUUUUGUGCUGCUGCCUCCGCCGCCGCCGCCGCCACAUACCCUUACAGAAAAUUUUUCUAUCAAUUUCUUUCUUUCAAAUAGAGAAGCAGCGCAUGUAUUCUUGUACCUUUUUUCCUUUAUCUUUAGUAGUGUUUUUUGUUUUCUUAAUGGAACAUGAGAGGCACUUGCCAUGCCCUUGGUGCUGUUUUUCAGUCUAUAGUUCUUUUCUUGUACAUACCAAGAAACAGAAAAAAAGGACAAAUUAAGGAGGUGCCGCACCUGAAAUUGAACUUGAAUGAAGGUGCAAUGCAAUGAGCUUAAAUUAGCCUUAUUUUGUUGGCUAGUUGGUUAAUUCAUUUAAUUCACUUUCGGAAGAUUUAAAGGUUCUUUAUACACAAUUUGAUGUAUUUAAUAAAUUGGUAUGACAGCUUCUGUGA